Messenger RNA from Phyllopteryx taeniolatus (common seadragon), 5036 nucleotides. RefSeq names its product gastrula zinc finger protein XlCGF57.1-like. Gene Ontology annotation, cellular component: nucleus. The record is from RefSeq and is a predicted model, not a curated record. Lineage: Eukaryota; Metazoa; Chordata; Actinopteri; Syngnathiformes; Syngnathidae. The transcript is spliced from 3 exons. Bases 1662 to 3443 code for a protein of 593 amino acids.
AAACACCGUCUCAGGCUCCAAGCUUCCAACCUUCACUCUCAGGAGAGCACCAGUGCGUCAGCUUUAGUCGCAAGUGAAUGGGUUUUUUAAUGUGCAAAAGUCCACUUCCUGCUUCCUGGAGCUGCGCUUUUGUUUUCAUCCAUCCAUCCAUUUUCUGAGCCGCUUCUCCUCACUAGGGUCGCGGGCGUGCUGGAGCCUAUCCCAGCUGUCAUCGGGCAGGAGGCGGGGUACAUCCUGAACUGGUUGCCAGCCAAUCGCAGGGCACAUUGGAACAAACAACCAUUCGCACUCACAGUCAUGCCUACGGGCAAUUUAGAGUCUCCAAUUCAUGCAUGUUUUUGGGAUGUGGGAGGAAACCGGAGUACCCGGAGAAAACCCACGCAGGCACGGGGAGAACAUGCAAACUCCACACAGGCGGGGCCGGGGAUUGAACCCGGGUCCUCAGAACUGUGAGGCUGACGCUCUAACCAGUCGUCCACCGUGCCGCUUUUGUUUUCAGACUUCAAUCAAUCAUACUUGGACUGUUUAAGACCAAACCUUGAUGCAUUUAUUAUCAUUGAACUGAGAUUUGCCAAGUGAAACAUGAAAAUGGGAUAACGGCUGGUGGAGGGAGUGUCAGGUUAAGCAAACAUUCAAGUGCAUAGUCACACGUACAUCGAAAGUAUACAGUACAGCAGGGGUGUCAAACUCAAAUUCACGGUGGGCCAAAAUCAAAAAUUGGGACUACGUCGCGGGCCAAACUCCACGACUCGGAAAAGAUAAGGGUAGCACUAAUAAACGCACAAAGGGCCGUAAGAAUUCCUUUGAUGUAGAAAUACAAAGAAAGGAUGGUUGGCUUGAUAACUGCUCAAAACACUUGGUCCUCUCAAAAAGAAUUCUGACUUCAGUAAUGGUUAAAUAUACUGCAUUAUGACUUAUUCAUUCACUCAUCUUCCGCUUCUCCUCACGAGGGUCGCGGGCUGCUCGAGGCUAUCCCAGCUAUCUUCGGGCGGGAGGCGGGGUACACCCUGAACUGGUCGCCAGCCAAUCGCAGAUGCAGAUUUCAAAUCAACUUUAAUUUUUAAUGCAUCUCAAUAUUCGAAUGAACCUUGCUGGUUCCAAUCCUGGCAUAAUUUACUUUCUCUCAGUAGUGGACUGGUCGGGUUAUAGCAGAGGGCUUAUUUAAUAUAUUUAUUUUAAAUCCAAAGCAUUGACGUCCCUGUCGGCCUAUUAUUGGGAGCCUUUUAUUUUUAAGGGGGGGCUGGCUUGACUUCAUUUGGCUCGAGUCGAUGGCCUGUCGCUUUCAAUAGUUCUGCCGUAGAGGAUCCUGGGUAAUACAUCUCCUUUCCCUUCUCGCCAUGCGGGAGGAGGGCCGAUCGUGCUUCAGCAAAUCUUCCUGAAUUUGGACCGAAUGUUGUGAAUCCUCGACGCGGGACGCCCCUGAUCACGACUUUCGUGGACUAAAACAUCAUUCGUGCAAUCUUCCUGUCCGGUUGGAGUCGUCUCGUGCAGGUUGAAGCUUCUCGGCCUAGCCUAGCUUAGCUUUUCUUAGCUUAGUUUAAUUUAGCUUAGCUUAGCUUAGCUUAGCUUAGCUUGCGAACGAAGAGAGGCGUUUGUGAUCAACACUUCGUGAAGCAGACGUCAAGCGUGAGAGCCGAUCGUGUUGUGAUCGUCGUGCGAAAAUGUGUGCAAGAAGGACAGCAGAGUACGAGGAGGAACUUUGGGUACCAAAAGAGGAGAAGGAGCCACAACGUCAACUACUGGACGCUGUGUUCAAUCUGCAACCUCAAACUGUGCAACGCAGAGCAGACAUCGCUGGAGAUCUUCGUGCUGAGCGGCAGGAGGCAGAGGCCCCUCGCAUUAAAGAGGAAGUGAAGGACGAAGAGGUCCACCACAUCAAAGAGGAAGAGGAGCCCAUUUCAAUUAAAAAAGAGGAGAAAGAACUGCACCCCCAUAUCAGACAGGAAAAGGAGGAGGAUAUCACCAAGUUUCCAUCGACUGGUGUCCCUUUGAAAAGUGAAGGUGAAGGUCAAAGUGUGGAGAGCAGAGGGGCGGAGCCUCCAAGCAGCAGCUCAAGUCAACACAUGACAAGAGAAGCUGAUGGAGACCACUGUGGAGGAUCACAAGCAGACGGCCUCUUUGGUCCACUAUCAGAUAGUGACGACAUGACGUCGCACUCUGCUCACGAUGAUGAUGAUGGACAGUCUGAAAUUGAUAUGACAUUUCAGACUGACAACAAACGAUGGAAAUGUUCUCAGUGCGGGAAAACAUUUGAUAAUAAGAGCACUUUUAAACAACACGUGAGAACACAUACUGGAGAAAAAACAUUUUCCUGCACAGUUUGUGGCCAAAGAUUCUCUAUGAAGGCAAGCUUAAAAAUACACACAAGAACGCACACUGGUGAGAAACCUUUUUCCUGCACAGUUUGUGGUCAAAGAUUUUCUGUGAAGAGAUAUUUAAAAAUACACACAAGAACUCACACUGGUGAGAAACCUUUUGUCUGCUUAGUUUGUGGUCAAAGAUUCACUCAGAAGGGAAGCGUAAAAAUCCACACCAGAACCCACAGUGGUGAGAAACCUUUUUCCUGCACGGUUUGUGGCCAAAGAUUCACUCAUAAGGGAACCUUGAAAAUACACACAAGAACCCACACUGGUGAGAAACCCUUUUCCUGCUCAGUUUGUGGUCAAAGAUUCUCUCGAAAGGGACUUUUGACAAGUCACACAAGAACACACACUGGUAUGAAGCCUUUUUCUUGCUCAGUUUGUGGUCAACGAUUCUCUCAGAAGGAAAACUUAAAAAGACACACAAGAACGCACACUGGUGAGAAACAUUUUUCCUGCUCAGAUUGUGGCCAAAGAUUCUCUCAGAAGCAACACUUAAAAAGACACACAAGAACGCACACUGGUGAGAAACCUUUUCCCUGCUCAGUUUGUGGUCAAAGAUUCACUCAUAAGGAAACCUUGAAAAUACACACGAGAACCCACACUGGUGAGAAACCCUUUCCCUGCGCAGAUUGUGGCCAAAGAUUCUCUAGGAAGGGAUAUUUAAAAAUGCACACAAGAACACACAUUGGUGAGAAACCUUUUUCCUGCUCAGAUUGUGGCCAAAGAUUCUCUCAGAAGGAAAACUUAAAAAGACACACAAGAACGCACACUGGUGAGAAACCCUUUUCCUGCUCAGAUUGUGGUCAAAGAUUCACUCAGAAGGGAAACUUAGUAAUACACACCAAAACCCACACUGGUGAGAAACCUUUUGCCUGCUCAGUUUGCGAUCAAAGAUUCUCUGUGAAGGGAUACUUAAAAAGACACACAAGAACCCACACUGGUGAGAAACCUUUUUCUUGCUCAGAUUGUGGCCAAAGGUUCUCUUCUCAGCAUCAGGUUAAGACACACAAGUGUGCUGGUGAGAAUAGCAGUGCUCAAGAAGCUUUCGAUGAAUAUGUAAAUGUUGAAUUUAAAAAGUAAUUACUAUGUUACUGUCAAAAAACUACAUUCUUGCAUUCUGUGUACCAGCUUUUAUUGUUCUCGAUCUUCUUGUUGACCAUAUAUUUUCUAAAAGCCCCGCGAGUGUAAAGAAAUAACAUUGGUGCCAAAAUACUUUAAAGAGACUCGUUAGUGGUCUGAACAUGGGCACUUAUUCCAUCGUGCUGGACUCAUAAAUGAUGUCUGCAGUAAAAAAGCCCUCCAAAAUAGAUUCAGUAGUAAUUUUAGAAUAAUUUACUGAUGAAAUAUUUGAUUUUCAGCCAGAUGUUGGCCCACUCACAUUUUGGACAUGUCAGCUUGUCACAGCCUGACACACAACGAGCAGGAGUGGAUUACAUUUCGUCAUUGAACUUCUGUUUUCCAUGGUAUAAUUUUUGCCCAUAUUGAAGGUCUGGGACAAUAAUGACGAUUUGUUAAAAGGUGCCCUGCGAUUGGCUGGGCCGCCUCUCACCCGAAGAUAGCUGGGAUAGACUCCGGCCCGUCCACGACCCUAAGCGAGGAUAAGCGGUACAGAAAAUGGAUGGAUGGACUGUUGGAAUGCCUCCUUGAGGAAAGACGACAGCCACGUCAUGGCACAUGAAGUCAUUCUUGCAGAUUUAUUUCCUCAAACAUCAGUUCAAUUUUGAAUUGAUGCACCACAAAUGUAUAGUGUAUGUAUGUAUAGAUCACAAAGGCGUUUCUGAAGGUGGCAUUGUGUGACUGAUGUGGACUUCGGCUGGCUGUCAUAAUGUGGGACGACCCAUAACGAAGCUCUCCUGUCCAGAAACUGGGGCUGAUCUGACUUGAGUUUAUCUGAUCCAUAAAAACAAAAAUAUUGGGCUGAUUGUUGUACUACUUUCAGAGGUUUAAGCUGCCAUUAGUAGAUCUGUCCGCGUAAAUUUUGGUGAUGAUUAUUGACAGCUUUUGGAUAUUAAGCUGCUUUUAUUGGGUUCAUGUAUGAGGCUUGCAAGGAUGUGGCACUCGCCUGCCGUAUUUUUGGCAUUUUAAUGAUGACGUCCUUAUCCAUCUCAAUCCACAAAAUGUUUUUUAUUAUUUUAUUUAAGCAGUUUAAAUUUGUGAUUGAACAUACAUUUUGGGUACUAGCUGUUGCUCAUGUGAUGCAAUGAUAUAUGAUAAGAUGGUGGGUUUUUUUUUAUUUCCUGAAAAUAAUUUUGAAGGUGCUGGGAUUCCGCCUGACAGCUAUGUUUGUAUAAAAUAUGUCUGAUAACUUCCACUUUAUAGUAUAGUACAUUGCUUUUCCCACAACAGCUAUGCCAGUGCUUUUCAAUCUUGGCAAUGAAAAAGGGGCAUUUUGAAAGUUAUUUACCAAUUGCUUCAAAACAUUCUGAUAUUGGAAAUGACUGCCAGUUUAAUUUUCUACAGCAAAAAAUACAGGAAAUAAACUUGUUAGUGAAAUAUGGCCCAUGAAGACCCAUACUUCCUUUGAGCAAUGCAUGCAUUUGUCCAAUGUUUUAGUGAUGUCAAUAUCAAUUGACAUCAUUGAUUGAAAUAGACUCAAAAAAACUUUUGACUUUUGGUGCUAAACUGUAAAGUGUAUAUGUGAUCCUUAAUAAAGUACACUGCUUAAAACAAUGA